AUGGCGCCCGAACGUGGGGCUCGAGGCACGGCGGCUCACUACUGGACGGCAAAGAGAAAACGUGGUCUGGCCAGACUCACUAGGGUAGAGGUGCCCCAACAGCAUCACUCGUGUGCCGCGGCAGCCUUGAGAUGUGACUGUCAAGAGAGUGUGAUGAAUAUGGGAAGAGACUUUGGACAUUUGAACAGUAAUGCAGUGACCUAUGAUGAUGUGCAUAUUGGUUUCACUUGGGAAGAAUGGACUUUGCUGGAUCCUUCCCAGAAGAAUCUCUACAAAGAUGUGAUGCUGGAGACCUACAGGAACCUCACUAUUAUAGGAUACAAUUGGAAAGACCAUAAUGUUGAAGAAUUUUGUCAAAGCACUAGAAAACAUGAAAGAACACACACUGUAGAGAAACCUCAUGAAUGUAAUGAAUGUGGUAAAGCCUUUCGUUAUCACAGUGUUCUUCAAGUUCAUAAAAGAACACAUACUGGAGAGAAACCCUAUGAAUGUAAUCAGUGUGGUAAAGCCUUUGGUUAUUACAGUCAUCUUCAAGUACAUAAAAGAACACAUACUGGAGAGAAACCCUAUGAAUGCAAUGAAUGUGGUAAAGCCUUUGGUUAUCACAGUGUUCUACAGUUACAUAAAAGAACACAUACUGGAGAGAAACCCUAUGAAUGUACUGAAUGUGGUAAAGCCUUUGGUCAUCCCAGUGCCUUUCAAGUACAUAAAAGAACACAUACUGGAGAGAAACCAUAUGAAUGUAAUCAUUGUGGUAAAGCUUUUGAUUAUCACAGCAGUCUUCAAGUACAUAAAAGAACACAUACUGGAGAGAAACCAUAUGAAUGCAAUCAAUGUGGUAAAGCCUUUAGACAACAUGGUGCUCUUCAAUUGCAUAAAAGAACACAUACUGGAGAGAAACCCUAUGAAUGUAAUGAAUGUGGUAAAGCCUUUCGUUAUCACAGUAAUCUUCAAGUUCAUAAAAGAACACACACUGGAGAGAAACCCUAUGAAUGCAAUCAAUGUGGUAAAGCCUUUGCACAACAGAGUGCUCUUCAAGUACAUAAACGAACACAUACUGGAGAGAAACCCUAUGAAUGGAAUCAGUGAUGUAGAUCCUUUGCAUAUCACAGUAGUCUUCAAGGGCAUAAAAGAACACACACUGGCAAGAAACCCUAUUAAUGUAAUCAAUAUGGUAAAGCCUUUGCUUGUCACAAUGCUUUUCAAAUGCAUAAAAGAAUAUAUACUGGAAAGAAACUCUAUGAAUGUAAUCAUUUUGGUAAAGCCUUGGUAUGUCACAUUGCUCUUCAAAGACAUAAAAAAACACAUGCUGGAGAAAAACCAUUUGAAUGUAUUUAGUGUGGUAAAGCCUUUGCACAACACAGUUAUCUUCAAGGACAUAAAAGAACACAUACUGGAGAGAAAACUUAUGAAUGUAAAUAGUGUAGCAAAGCCUUUUGCACAUCAUAGUAAUGUUCAAGUACAUAAAAGAUGUCAUACUGCAGAAAAACCCUAUGAAUGUAACAAUGUGGGAAAGCCUUUGUACAACAGAGCAUACUCUUGAAGUACAUAAAAGAACACCUACUAGAAAGAAAUCCUAUGAAUGUUAUUAAUGUCUUAAAGCCUAAUAACAAUAUAUGGCAACCUUAUAACUGUAUAAUGUCUAGUGUGUAAUUGGUCU
Molecule: messenger RNA, 1660 nt
Organism: Peromyscus leucopus (white-footed mouse)
Lineage: Eukaryota; Metazoa; Chordata; Mammalia; Rodentia; Cricetidae
Product: zinc finger protein 120-like
Exons: 5
Coding region: 1-1089 (362 amino acids)
Biological process (GO): regulation of DNA-templated transcription
Molecular function (GO): DNA-binding transcription factor activity, RNA polymerase II-specific; RNA polymerase II cis-regulatory region sequence-specific DNA binding
Source: RefSeq, a predicted model, not a curated record